GUCACAUGCAACCUACGAUGACUUGAGCCUGUCUGUGAUCUAAUUGGAUAAUCAAUUUCGGUUUUUCGUUUUAAAGUAUGAUUGGACAAUUUCAAUUCUUCGUUUACAACAUUCUUAACAAUUAUUGGUUUACAGUAACGUCAAUAUGAAAUUUACCUGGCCCUAUGAAAAAAUCAAGGUAGUGUGUGACAUAUAGGUGAAAUGUCCUUCUUUACCUGAUGAUCAAACUGCGUACGGGUGAGUGGUUAAUAAAGAGACUUAUAAAUAGUCUCAGCUUGUAUGAAAGCCUCUCUUGCAUUUCAGUAUUUUAAAUACUAUUGGAAGGCACCUGUGACAAUUCUGGCCAUUGCAAUCAUGAGGUGGUGCUGAGGAUAUAUUGCUUGUGGGACCAGCCUUGACUCAGUCCCCCCCCCACCCCCGAAUCAGCAUGGCUUCCAUGUGAUUGAGGGCUUCUUGGUCGUAGUAGCCGCCAAGCUGACAUGUCUAUGAGAAGAGCGGAGGGUGCGUCCAUCAUCCAGGCCUUGGCCAUGACUGUGGCAGAGAUACCUGUCUUUCUGUACUCCUCCUUUGGGCAGUCCAUUUUCUCUCAGCUGCGGCUUUCACCCAGCCUGAAGAAAGUUCUGUUCGCCACCGCCCUGGGGAGUGUGGCUCUGGCCCUCACCGCCCACCACCUGAAGAGGCGCGGGCGAAAGAAAAAGCAGGUGACGGCGGCCCAGGAUGACCAAAAAGCACCGGAGGCCUUGCUGAGAUUGGGGAGGCCACUGUCUCUGAAGCGAGGCCCGCUCUCCGGGAGGCAGAUGAUGAGCCCCAGCAGCAGGAGCAAUGACACCAUGAGUGGAAUCUCGUCCAUCGCCCCCAGCAAACGCUCCAGCUCCUCCCACAGCCUCGCUUCGGUGCGGGUUCCCACCUCCCCGAACCAGCUGGCCAAUCAGCAGCCCCCCUGGGAGACGGAGCCGGUGGAGGAGGAGUCUGGUGCAGCAGACGAUUCCAAUGCGGAGAACCUUUACAUCAUGGGGAUGGAGCUGUUUGAGGAAGCACUGCAGAAGUGGGAGCGGGCUCUGAACAUCCGUCAGCGCAGUCAAUCAAACACACCAGCCAGUAGCAGCCUUGCCUGCCAGGGGGCGGGCCCUCUGGAGGAGCCAGUGGUGGAGUCACGAAACAAGGUCUUUGCUGAAAAGCUGGAGACCCUUCUGCACCGAGCGUACCACCUCCAGGAGGAGUUCGGCACCACCAUCCCCCCCGACAGCUUGCUGGCAGACUUCGAGAGUGAAGGCACCCUCAUCCUGCCCAAUGUGGGGAGCUCUGAGCGGCUGAGGGAGGAGGACGCCAUGACAGUCACCUCCGACGACUCCUUCUUCUCCGCAGCCGAGCUCUUCGAUACGUUUCCCUUGGAGGGGCUGUACCAGCCCCUGAAGCCGGCAGCCCUGUAUGAGGAAGCUCUGUGUCUGGUGAAGGCGGGGAGUGUGGAAUGUAGGACGCUCAGGACGGAGAUGCUGGAAUGCUACAGCGACCAAGACUUCCUGGCGAAGCUGCACUGUGUGCGACAGGCGUUCGAGGUGCUGCUGCUAGAUGAAACUCAUCGGAUUUUCUUCAGCGAUACAGGGAAGCACAUGAUCACAGGCCUGAUGUGUAAGGCCAAUAAGAGUCCUAAGGCUUUUUUGGAGAGCUAUGAAGAAAUGCUUCAUUACACCGAACGCGUAGAGACUUGGCCGACUACAAAGACGGAGCUGGAGGGUCGGGGGGUGGUGUGUAUGAAUAUACCUCCUAAGGUGGUGUGUAUGAACUUCUUUGACAUUGUGCUGGACUUCAUCCUCAUGGAUGCCUUCGAAGACCUGGAGAGCCCCCCCUCCUCUGUGGUGGCUGUCCUCAGAAACCGCUGGCUCUCUGACAGCUUCAAGGAAACGGCAUUAGCAACUGCUUGCUGGUCCGUUCUGAAGGCUAAAAGACGCCUUCUGAUGGUGCCAGACGGCUUCAUCUCUCACUUCUACUCCAUUUCUGAGCACGUCAGUCCCGUUCUGGCCUUUGGCUUCCUGGGACCUAAGCAACACCUAAGUGAGGUGUGCACCAUCUUUAAGCAACAAAUAGUGCAGUACCUAAAAGACAUGUUUGAUCACGACAAGGUUCGCUUCACCACGAUGGAGUCGCUCGCUGAUGACAUUCUGAGUCUGUCCCACCGGAGGAGUGACAUCCUAUUAGGAUACCUUGGCAUCAGCAACGUUUUAGAACCCAACGGAACCCUGCCGUUGGUGCCGCCAGGGCCCUCAGAGCCCAUCCUAGGGCCUACGCUGGACCUCUAGGGCAGAACAUUGGUGCCCUUGUUCCCUGUAAUUCCUUCUAAUGGCAUCUUUCAUAAUUGUUUUAAUGACUUUUGUGUUGUGCUGAAGAUAAUCCAAUAUGUUUUAACACUCCUGUGUCCUCAAUCCUCACUGUGAUAACGGUACAAGAAAGGUUCGGAGCAAAGGUUCUGUCAUCCUCUGUUGGCCAGGUAGAAAUGCACUGUUUUGAAUAUUUGACUGAAGCUGGUAUACAGAGAGACUGGCGAAGGUUGACUUUGCUUAUUCCAGUGGUAAUAAGUAUCUGAGCAGAAACGUGAUCCUUGGUGAGGAAUGGAGAGCUCCUGGCAAUGCUGUGAGGUGCAGCUUCGGGGAAAGACCGCACUCUAGCCUGGGCACUGGGCGAUCAAUCCUGGCAGGAGACAUGAAAUAUUUUUAGGCUGCUACUUUCAGGAUAAAUCAGUAUUUAUUUUUAACUGAUAGCAGUUGCUAGUGGUUUAGUUGUGGCAUUCCAAAGAUUAACCUCAUCCGCACCCCCACUUGUCACUAGAUUGGUACAGAAGCAACAUGGCGCAGUGCCUUGUGCCUGUAAUGCUGGGUGGCUCUACCUCUGUGCUGAAGGGGGUGCACUGCGGUGACUGUAAAUUUGCGUGUCUGAGGAGAAGGUGUGGUAGUUGUUUGGUUUCAUUAUUAUAUAUGACGCAUUCACAGACUUGACGUGAGAACUACAGGGAGGUCUGCUUCCAGAUGCAGGAAUAAUUUGAUUUUGGGAAAACACAAAGUGGUGUGUUUAAAACGCAAUGUUGUACACCAGGGAGGUCAGAUUCUGUGCACCCUUACCAUUUCCUACACUGCUUUAUUUUAAUCCCCCCCCCCCCCAAUAAACCAUUGAUAACGUGUAAUGUACAAAAUAUUGGAAACGGUCUUGUUACAGGCCCAAAAAAUGUUUAAUUAGAUAUCCUUGACUAAUUCUCUAACAAUUCAUAUAACUUCAUCCCACUGUUCCUGUCUGUCUGCUUUUGGCACUGUAUGCAAAACAACCUUAAGUUUCCUCAUUUCUGUGAAACAAAUUUAGUACUUUUUGCCUUCUGUGUUGUAUAAUCUGAUAGCUGGAGAAAGUGAUUCAAUGCAGAGAAUAUUCAUAUAGAAGCCAAUCUAAAAUGAAAGAAGGUUUCCUUUGUGGAAAACAAGUGUUCUGCACAUUUUCAUCACUUGCUUUUUAGAUUAUUUUUAAUUUCACCUGUGCAUUCAAACACAUGGAAACCUAAAUAGAAGGGAAACAAUAUAUCAAAACAAAUAUGAAUCCAAACAAGAAACAUAAUUUACUGUUUUUAUCUUUUUUAUGGUUUCCAAGUCUGUGCUAGUGUUUGUGUUGCCACUUUUUGUAUUUGAGAUCACCUUUUUUCCACCUUGCCUUAAAUGUAAAAUCCCUAUAUCUAAAGCACCACUGAUUAAUGUCAUUGUACCACAUGCUGCUGUAAUUGCUGAGUAUUACUUUAGUCGGAUUAAACAUACGAACUCAACUGUAUUUAUUGGAGAAUUCAGUAAGACAACAGUUCCACGUCUGUAUAAUCGCCAUUCUGAAAUUUCCAAGUGUUCUUUGCAUGUGAACAUAGACAGGAGUAUCUGCUAAUGUUGUAUAGUCCAUUAUGAGGGUUCUGAUAUACCCAAUGUGAGUCACUCAUCAUUGGAGCAUAUUAGUGUUAGCAAUGCACAGGACUAUCCUGUACUUCAGUAAUUAAAGUCCAAAUUAAAUACUCCAUACAUAUUAUCCAUGUGUAUACAAAGGCAAAAUCACUGACGAUUACUUCAUUUAAAAGUAAUGAAUUUUGGAAGAAGACAUUCUUGCGCACACCGUUAUUUUAGUCCCACUGAAUGUAGAAAGGCUAUAUGAUAAGUUAUGUGAUAGUUUACUUACAGGAAUUUACAGAUGUCAUUUUAAUGAAGUGUCAAUUAAGAAGACACGCCUUAAUAGAUGUAACCUUAUAUAAAGUAACACCUUUAAUAGGAAUGGGGACAAUGUGGAUAAUUGUUUCUUUGAUGUUUCUUUGCAGAACAGUGGGGGAUUUACACUGAUUAAUUUCUUGUGUUCUGCAAAGAGGGGGAUUGCGAUGAUGGAAGAUGUCUAGUGUCUCUUCCUGUCCGCGGUGCAGAGGUUAUCACUGGAGAGGGGAUAUAACGUGCAAGGUCGCGCUAAUGCAUUUGUCAUGUUGUUUUAUAAUACUCUACAAAACCAGCAGAAGUUGUUACCAUUAUGUCAAGCCGUAAAUAUUAGUAUUGUUUUCACAGUAAAUGGUAUCUUUUUGCCUUUUCCAAGCCAAUGUGAGUUUAUUUUACUUUUUGUGUUUGUUUCUCCCUCAUUUUAGUGAACUGUGUAAAGAUUGGAACCAGAAAUGGUUUUAAUCCUGUGCUUUAUUCAGACAUCCUCAUAUAGUAAAAUAAAACAUAUUUCUAUCAAA
Messenger RNA from Paramormyrops kingsleyae, 4732 nucleotides. The record is from RefSeq and is a predicted model, not a curated record. Lineage: Eukaryota; Metazoa; Chordata; Actinopteri; Osteoglossiformes; Mormyridae.